This is a messenger RNA of Erinaceus europaeus (western European hedgehog), 842 nucleotides long. It is a transcript of the gene TAC4, whose product is annotated as tachykinin precursor 4. The transcript is spliced from 5 exons. The record is from RefSeq and is a predicted model, not a curated record. The coding region runs from base 158 to 424 and encodes 88 amino acids. Lineage: Eukaryota; Metazoa; Chordata; Mammalia; Eulipotyphla; Erinaceidae.
UCCCACUCAGGGAAGUCCCAGAAAUGGCCCCAGGGAUCAGAUAAACUGCAGGAAGCAGCAGGAUAGCUACAAGCACAGAGAACAGGGAGGGCACUGAAAGAGGGCUGGCUGAGGCUGAGUGGGGCUCACAGAGGGUCCAGGAGCUACAGCGCUCACCAUGCUGCCCUGCCUCACCCUGCUUCUUCUGGUGGGGCUGCCUGCCUGCACCAGGGCAGAGGAUAAAGAACUGGUUCUCAGCACUGAAUCAGUGCCCUGGCUAACCUUGAUCCUGCAGGAAGGUGCUAUUGCCAGAAUUCAGUUCCAAAUUCAAGAGGCAAAGAGGAGCACUGGAAAAGAGUUCUAUGGACUGAUGGGGAAGCGGGCAAGAGGAAAGCAUCGUAUCCUGCCACAGAGAACAGGGUAUCAGCAAGGACAAAUAGCCUAGUACCUUUCAGGCAGGAAAGGACCAUCUAUAAAAGAACUCUCCCCAGGCAGAAAGGAUGAGGACCAGGGCUCUGAGACAGAGCCCUCACUGCACACCACCCAGAGAACCAACCUCCUUUCCUCCUACCUGGACAUCAUAGCUGACCAGCUGCAAGUCUGAGUCUUCUCCAUGUCUGCCCUGGGCACAGCAUUGCCAUGUCCCACAGGCUCUCCCUCACUGGAUUCUCUGGGCCCCUCCCAGGACUCUCAGCCUCAAGCCUCCGCCUUGCAUCAAUGCACUGCUGUCACAUGGUGAGCUGGAGGAAGCCUGCUCUCCCCCCUGCACUCUUGCCUCCCUGCAAAGCAGGAGCCAGUUACACCCACUUCUCUCAAUUCUGUGCCCAGAACACAGUAGACUCAAUAAACGAAUGGCCACCCAA